GGAGUUGCUAGCAAAAUUGUAUGUGAAGCCCAGGUUUUUUGUAAUUCCAUCAAAAUGUCCAUCGUCCUUGAUGUUAUCCAACAAGUUGUGUUGCAGAAAGCUUACGAUCUAACAUGCGAGGCAGCCAUUUUAGCCUUGAGAAAAUGUGGCAAAGUGACUGAAAAUAGAGGAUGGUAAAUCGAAAGCAAAGCGUGAAAAGCCUCUACCUCCGGUCAAGCCUAUUUCCCAGGAAGCGGUUUCACCAAUGAAAGCUCCAACGAUUCCCGAGGCUAACACCAUUCCAAAAUAUACGGGACGGGACAUGCCUCGAAAGAACUUUGGCUCCAUCGAUCCCCCCCAAUGCUCCUGCAUGCGUGUGUGCCGAGAUAGUUACUUCUCUUAGACGAAAAAGAACGCUUAAAAACAAUUGCAACUUUAAUAGAAUAGGAAUAGCAAAAUUUCAAGGGACCUCAGGCAUCGAAUCUCAUUCCAUCUUGUAUCCGUACAAUUAUCAAACGUAACACUAAUAACAGUUUUUGGUAGCAACUAACAGGUUUGAAUAUGAGUAUUUACGGUGGUUUAGGCCACGUCUGCUCCCAAGGAGUGCAGAUCGUACAGGACUUCCAAAAUGGCAGCAACACUCCAGGCCUGCGUGCGACAGGAGUCACCGCAGUAGGAGCCAUUAUCGUUGGUCAACUCGGGCAAUCCGCGCCAAUGGGAUGUCUGUAGCUCUCGGAGAUGGGCCCGUAGUAUGGCCCAGGUCUCGGCAAUGGUCUCGUCCAAAUGGCCACACUUUUUGGCGAAGAUCAGGCGCGCCCGCAGGUAAAAACCGAUGGGCCAUACCCACUCCGGCCCCUGGUGGUAGUUUGCGCCAUGGGCUACAGUGCAAUCGGUGGAGUCAUUUGAGUUGUCAUAGUUGGCCCUAUAGUUCCAGUCCUCGGGAUCCAUCGUCUUCAUGCCCAGCGGUCCCAGAAGAUACUUUUUGGCGCGCUCCAGUGCACGCCAGGCAUUCUGAGGAUUGCACAGGUCGGGAGCCACGGUCAAGGUGAUGGGGAAGUUGCAUCGCAGCUGGUAGUCCGUCCAACUCUGGGUGGCUCCAUAGCUGUCCUUGUAGAUAAGCUUCUUGUUGGCCACCGAGCAGGUUUCCGAUUCGGAUACAAAGAAAUACUUGUCAAAGUUGUUCUUGAUGCGAUCCGCCCACUCCUUGUAGCUCCACUUGGUCACUUCGCCCGAUGGACCCUUUCGUUCCACGCCGGUGUACGGGAUAACCUCCUUUUCGGCUAGGCUUUGCAUAAACCGGAGUACGGCAUACUGGAGGCCAACGAGCUCCACGGCUGAUCCGUCGCGCGGCGUACUUGGACGUCCCUUGUUUCCGGCCUUCUGUGAGGAUCCCAUUUUGUCCAUCCAAGUGCCGCAGUUGAAGUUAUUGCCUCCGAAUACAAAGCCAGUCUCCGGGUGAAUUCCGAUCUGAUUGUUAAAGCCCUGGUCCACCAUGUGCGCAUCGAUCUCAUAGCCUGCAUUGCGCUCCCUAUACUGCAAGCCCUGAAAAUGCACCUGCAGUGCCUCCUGCAUCACGUCGAAGAGAAGUUGGUCGAAGGCACCUGGAGCAUGGGCAUCGGCAUCGUCGUACGGAAAUAUGCGGGACACCUUGUCCUUCAGGAUCUCGGCACCCUUGGGGGCAUCCUCCACAUACUGCUUGAUGCAGUACAUCCACCACCAGAUAGCAUCGCGGCAGUUGAAUCUCGGCUUGCUGCCGCUGUCCAAAAGAUUCGGAAUGAGUCCGUGUCGAAGGGUCUGACCAAAUCCAAUGAUGAUGAAGCGAGCCUCGUUGUAACGGCCAGUGAGGAACAUGGAGCCACGCAGAGCGAUGAAGGUAUCACGGCCCCAGCACCGCAUAUAGCCUACAUAAAUGGUUGAAUAUUCCAUUAUUCCGUUUCGAUUGUUAAAUAUAAUAGAUAAACUCACCCGUUGAGAAAUGCGGCAGACCAGCAGAUAGAGUCACACAUUGCUUUGGAGGCUUGGGUGGACUUAGAGCAGGACUGAAUCCCGGCAGAUUGGCCGACUUGCAAACGGAGAGGAACUGCAACGUGGACAGGGCCAGGGAUUGUGGGAAACUGUGGCCAUUCUUAAUGAAGCUGUAAAAAUUAAAGACUUAAUAAAAACUCCAUGAAUGCAGUCGGCUCUAAUGG
Drosophila melanogaster (fruit fly) is the source of this 2168-nucleotide messenger RNA. RefSeq lists its product as uncharacterized. The transcript has 2 exons. Bases 55 to 177 code for a protein of 40 amino acids. The record is from RefSeq and is marked reviewed. NCBI's taxonomy places the organism in Eukaryota, Metazoa, Arthropoda, Insecta, Diptera, Drosophilidae.